Molecule: messenger RNA, 2507 nt
Organism: Maylandia zebra (zebra mbuna)
Lineage: Eukaryota; Metazoa; Chordata; Actinopteri; Cichliformes; Cichlidae
Gene: smim29
Product: small integral membrane protein 29
Source: RefSeq, a predicted model, not a curated record
UGUCAGAAUUUUAAAAAAUAUAGCUUUGGCGUGUAAGAAAUCAGCCUAGUCUCGUUUGUAUCGCUGUACAGCCUAUAGUGUAACGGUGCAGCUAACGAUUUGUAGCUGAUUAGGGAGGUCAGUGAUACCAUGUGGAAGUCACAUGAGCGACGAGGAUGAGGCAGAAACAACAAGGGGGCAGCUUGAGGAGUGAUCCGCUGCACAGUGACUGCAACAGGGAGGGUGUCUGCUGCUCGUAAAGGCCUUGCACAAGCAGCCCCCUGUGUCCCCUUAUCGCUUAACAUUUACAAUGAACAGUACUACUCAGUCCCCUGCCACCAUAGAUGGGAAUGUGGCUGUCAGCUAUGUGCUGGUGCCAUUUUUCCUCAUAACCUUUGCUGGGAUAAUUGCCGCUGUGAUAAUGUAUAUUCGCAGGAAAAGGAGAGUUGACAGACUGCGUCAUCAGCUAUUACCAGUGUACACGUACGAUCCUUCAGAGGAGAUUAAUGAAGCCGAACAAGAAAUGUUGUGGAAAGAAGAGGACACAAGGAUUGUACAAAGUUGGGCGUCAAGUUAUCAACAGCAACACCCUCUUCUGACCAAAGACGUCAAUGCAUGAUGUUGGUAAACCCUGACAUUGAGCACUGUGGGGUGUGACGACAAACCUGCAACCACAGAGAUCAGUAAUUUUUAUCGUGAUGUACAAACAAUCGUGUACAAUACUUCUUAGCUUUUAUUUGCUUCCUUUUACUGUCGUCUCUGAGCACAUCGGUGACGAUGAGCAUUUUCCUGUUCUCUUUUAUGUACACUUUGACGUUGAACUUCUGAUGCCGAUCCUGUGUGCCUAACAGUCUCAGUACCUUAAGAUUAUUUAUUUGAAAUUAUUUAUUUAAACUUGUUUUUAUUGAAAAAUUCAGUGACAUGACUCAAAGUUUCAAAGGUACAGCUACCUGUAGAUUUUUAAUCUGUUGUUUACAUUUGCUAUGUUGUUGUGGGCGACGUGUGGCAAGCUGUUAUGUUCCUGUGGGUUGCAGUGAGCAUUCGUACUAGCUGUGCUCUUCGUGGCAUGAAUGUGCUGUACCCUUUAAAAAUCAGCAGUCCUGCUGCGAGAGGAAUUGUGAUCAUUGCCUGCGCUGGUGAUUUUAAACGAGUUGUGUGCAAUGCAUUAGAAAAACAAAUCAUCCUCUGAUAAAAUGACUAGUGUAGCGUUCAACAGUUACAUUGUUGCAAAACUCUCAGAAAACCUCAUAUUGCUGAAAAAUAAAAUUAGCAGCUAAGAUCAAGCUGCUAAAUUUGAUUUCAGUUUCAUUUUCAGUGAAAUGAUUGAACAGCUCGCUUUAGUUUUACUUUGCUUAAAGAAUCUAAGUCAUGCCUGGAGCUUCACGUCUUUUUGUGGUUUAGCCAAAUCCUGUGACUCUUAUCAAUGGCAUGAAAAGCCAGAUAGUGGAAGUAAAUAACACCAAACUCUCAUCCCUAAAAUGAGCUCUGACUAGCUCUCAAAAUAUGUCCUGUCUACAAGGCAUGGCACCAACAAAUUUGCCUCCAGCUGAAGAAUCUGUUCAGAUGAAUGCCAUAAGUCUGACUGUUUUAAGCACUCAGGAAGUCUUGCUCUUUUUUUCUUUACAAGUCAUAACCUCCCCCGUUCCUUUUUUGCCUUGCAUUUGUGAAUGUAAACUAAGAACAAUUGAACUGUUUAACUGCCCUCAGAUGGGGGAAGCAUUACUCAGUCCAACAGCUAAUGUAUUGUACUGAGCAUGUAAUGCUCAAACAUGUCAUGUUAUCAGUUAUGACAUCUAAAAGUGUGGGCGGCAUGGUGGUGCAUAACAAGCAAGAAAGUUCUGGGUUUAAACCUUUCUGUGUGGCAUUUGUUUUCCCACUGUGCUUUAUCCACAGUGUCAGAAGAAAAUCCACACUCCAGGGCUGGCUCUGGGUGUGACUGCUGCUGGUUGUCUCAGCGCUAGUCCUUGCUUCCACCUGUCCAGGGAGUGCCCUACCUGUGGGUUGGGCUCCAGCCCCACCCUGACCCUCUACAGCUGUGGUUCUCAAAGUUUGGCUUACCAUUUGGUGGUCUGUCAUAGCGGUGCACAAAAAGAUGUGGGAGCAUUUCUAUUAAAUUGCAACACAUUUAGCUGUAGUUGUCAUAGAUGAAUGAAUCUUAUUAACACUGACAAAUAGACACCUCAGUAAUUGUUAAAGCCCAGAAAAACACACACACACACAAUAAAGCAAAUGCCAACAUGAACCACUAUUUGCUGAACAGGCACUUUAAAGUGUGGAUUUUUCCUGGGUAGUCCACUUACAUUGGCUCCCUAAACUUUGAGAACCCAGCUCUGCAAACUUGGGAUGGCCAACUAGUUAUUAUACCCAGAGGUGCUUAAGUAUCAGCCUAAUUGUGUUUCUAUUCUAUGCAUUAUCUAGUUUUUCAUCUUUUGUGAAGAAUUUUAUGAAAUGAGCCAUUCAUCUUUAAAAUUGUAUCCACUGUUGACUUAGGAGAUUUGCACAGGUGACACACCAGAGGGGUUCAACUA